AAAUAAUGAUGAUCAAUUAAAAAAUUACUGAAUUGCAAAGUGUUCUUCCUUUUUGGAGCCACAGAUUUACUUGAUACCAUGCAGGUCAGAUGAGAUAUUGGUAGAAUGAUCACAUAUGUACUAGACUUGUCAUUUUUAAUGUCUGCUCUUCUAGCAACCGAGUAUAUGACAUGUCGUAUGUCACUUUACACGUUAGCCGACACUGGUUAGUGUUGUGACAAAAACAUGAUUGCACCAAAAACUUUCAUCAAUGUCUCUGAACCAUAUAACUUAUUCUACACAUUUUUGGGGGGCGAGCUCAUUUGGCACAUUUUUGGACAACCACUAGCCAAAGAUUUAGUCUUUACUCCAAACUCUACCCUGUUUUAUACAACGUAGCUUUUUAAAACACCUGAGUGAGAGAAAAUAUAGAUGAUACAAAAGGGACAGAGAAAGAAUACUGAGUCCCUUCAAAAUGUCUUUAUCUUUGAGUAGCAUUUUCACCACAUAUCCUGUAUCUAGUUGUAGCAUUUCUAUUAAUUUGUGUUUCUUGCCUCAGGCGGUUGUGCGAGGGAAUUGGCUGGAAUUUGAAACUUAAUUAGGUAUUUACAGGCAGUAACAUUUCUCCUGAGAUCCUGCUCUUACUCUCUUUAUUUUCUGUUAGCAGAAGGUUGACAUUGUCUCAGCAGGGUUCUCCCACACAGCAGUGUCUGACUGAGGCUCUGAAGACAUCAUAAUUCCUCACAUUUCAAUUCUGACUUUAGCAGAGCGAUGUAGAAACACGCUUCAGUUGCCGCGCAUCGAUUGAACAUCGAGAUCAAAGGAUUAGAGUUCACCAAUUUAAGUCCUACAUGGUGAAAGUGUGAUGUUUUCCAAAGCGUCCUCCAGAGUCGACUCAGCAGAGUGAAGAUGAAGUUCUCCGUGCUUCUUCCACUCCUGGUCCUGCUCGCUGUGGCAGACCUGAGCCGAGCUCAGGGCAAGACCUCUCUCCUGGAUUUGACAAACAACAUUGGGAGCAUCCUUCCCAGUCUGAGCCGACCUGCAAAUCACAGCAGGAUCUUCUAUGCGGUGAUGUUUGAUGCAGGGAGCACGGGGACACGCAUACACGUCUACACCUUUAUCCAGGGGUACUCAGCGGAGCUGCCUGUUUUGGACAACGAGAUGUUCCAUUCCAUAAAACCGGGUUUGUCUGCGUAUGCUGACUCUCCUGAAAUGGCUGCACACACAGUGAGGAUGCUGCUGAAGGUGGCCAAGAAGACUGUGCCUCGUCUGGAGUGGAAGAGGACUCCAGUCAUUCUCAGAGCCACAGCUGGACUUCGGCUGCUGGCCGCAGAGAAAGCCAAGGCCCUGCUGGAACAGGUUCAACAUGUGUUCGAUGAAUCUCCUUUUUUGGUCCCAGACAACAGCGUCAGCAUAAUGAAUGGCACAAAUGAAGGAAUCCUGGCUUGGAUAUCUGUCAACUUUCUAACAGGUCACCUGAAAGCACAAACCAAGAAGACGGUGGGGAUCUUGGAUCUUGGAGGAGGAUCCACGCAGAUUACUUUCCUGCCAAAACACAGCAAAACCAUUGAAAGUGUUCCUGUUGAUGACUACGUCGCCAGAUUCGACAUCAUUAACUCGACAUUUGAAUUGUACACCCACAGUUACCUUGGACAUGGUCUGAUGGCAGCUCGGCUGGCCACACUGGGCGCUCUGGGUGCAGAAGGGUUGGAGUGGCGGGUUUUUAAAAGUUCCUGCCUGCCGAAGAAGUUCAAGGACGAAUGGAGCUUCGGAGGGCUGACCUAUCAAGUGAGCGGGCACCUGGAUGGUUAUUCAGGAUACAAGCUCUGUUAUCAGGAGGUACUCAAGGUGGUGAAGGGGAUUAUUCAUCAGCCGUACGAGCUGCAAGACAGCAGCGUCUUCUAUGCAUUCUCCUAUUACUUUGACAGAGCGGUGGAUGCAGGCCUUAUCGACGGGGUCCAGGGGGGGAUGCUGGAGGUGAGACACUUCAAGAAGAGAGCUAAAGAGGUGUGCAAUAAGAUGACCAAGUACCCUCCCAUCAGCUCUUUCCUGUGCAUGGACAUGACCUACAUCACUUGUCUGCUCAAGGACGGGUUUGGCUUUAAGGAGAGCACCGUGCUGCAGUUGACCAAGAAAGUGAACAACGUGGAGGCAAGCUGGGCUUUGGGCGCCACGCUGGACCACUUCCACAACCUGAAGAUCCACUAAGGAGGAGGAGGAGGAGGAGGAGGAGGAGGAGGAGGAGGA
This is a messenger RNA of Notolabrus celidotus (New Zealand spotty), 2226 nucleotides long. Its product is annotated as ectonucleoside triphosphate diphosphohydrolase 5-like. The record is from RefSeq and is a predicted model, not a curated record. NCBI's taxonomy places the organism in Eukaryota, Metazoa, Chordata, Actinopteri, Labriformes, Labridae. The coding region runs from base 889 to 2187 and encodes 432 amino acids. Gene Ontology annotation, molecular function: UDP phosphatase activity; GDP phosphatase activity. Gene Ontology annotation, biological process: nucleoside diphosphate catabolic process. Gene Ontology annotation, cellular component: membrane. The transcript is spliced from 14 exons.